This is a messenger RNA of Brassica oleracea var. oleracea, 622 nucleotides long. RefSeq names its product putative protease Do-like 3, mitochondrial. Gene Ontology annotation, molecular function: serine-type endopeptidase activity. Gene Ontology annotation, biological process: proteolysis. The transcript has 4 exons. The coding region runs from base 1 to 621 and encodes 206 amino acids. The record is from RefSeq and is a predicted model, not a curated record. NCBI's taxonomy places the organism in Eukaryota, Viridiplantae, Streptophyta, Magnoliopsida, Brassicales, Brassicaceae.
AUGUGCACAGUUCCGUUUCUUAACCAGGACACCGUAGAUUUCAAGCAUUUGGUCUCUAUGAAGAAACCAUCUGAAACAGCUCUAAUUAAAGUGUUAAGAGAGGGAAAAGAGUGUGAGUUCAACGUCGGUCUAAAACCUGUGAAACCGCUAGUUCCAUUGCAUAAUUUUGACAAGAUGCGAAGUUACUAUAUAUACGGAGGGUUUCUUUUUGUACCUCUAUCCCAACCAUACAUUGAUGGCUCUUAUAUGUGCGAGUGUUCUUCCAAAAAGAUGCCCAAGAAAGCCAGUGAACAGAUAGUAAUCAUUUCUCAGAUCUUAGAGGAUGACAUCAACGCAGGAUACGCCAGUUUUGAAGAUUUGCAGGUGAAGAAAGUGAAUGGAAUCGAAGUGGAUAAUCUGAAGCAUCUAAGUCAAGUCAUAGAGGAGUGUAGCACCGGGUAUUUGAGGCUGGAUUUGGAAAACGAAAAGGUUCUCAUCCUCAAUAAUAAGUUGGCAAGAAAAGCAAAUUCUACGAUCUUGAAAGAACUCAAAAUACCGUCGGCCAUGUCCGAUGACCUUCAACCUAGGCAGGUUAACAGAAGCCGCUUAGUUAGUCCUCGGCAUAGCAAGAAAAAUAAUUAGU